GGGAGGAGCGACGAGAUCCAGGUGGUCGAGCCUGCGUAAAAACGCACCAAACACAAGUCAAAACCGAAAUAGUGAGUGUCAUAGAAAAAAAAGCUCAAUGCUCGCACUCCUGGCACUUCUAUGAAUGAAUAACCUGUGUUCCGAAAACGCCUCCUGGAUCAGCUGCUGCAGAAAUAACCAAAACAGCGGAACGCGCUGCGGUGGUGCGUUGCUGCCAUCUCCACAGAAAACGGACAAAACAGGACCAAACGGUUCGGUGUGAACUCCAGAUUUGUGACCGAAGAAGGCAACUUUAAUUCAAACGAUCAAGACGGCUUGUUUCAGCGACAAGUGGAGAUAUGUUCAAGAAAAGCAAGAGUAAAGUGCUGGUGGAUUAUGCGUCAGAGGAAGACGACAUGUCCUGGCACUAUCAUCACUCCUACAAGGACAAAGACAUAGAAGGAGAGGAAGAGGAAGAGGAGGAGGAAGCUGUCACUGCAGUAUCCAAGGAGGCCAGGGUGAAGAAGAUCAUGUCCAAGAAAGAGAAGAGGGAGAAGAAGAUGUUCUCCUCUAAAGAUGAUGAACACUUCUUGUUGACCGGAGUAAAGCUGGCGGACCGCAGAGGGUCUCACAAGAAAAUCAAGGAUGACGACAAGGAGAAGGAAAAGAAGGACAAGCCAGACAAGGGCCACUGUUUCUGGGAGAGCGUUACCAUGACGAUGAGGCAAAUCUCCCCAACCAAAAAACUGGAGAAGAUGGAGGGCUGGGAGCCGCCUCACCUGGAGAACUUAACUGAGACUGUGACCGACGAAGCCCCAGAGGACAAAAGCCAGAAAGGGGGCUCGCCAGUGUCCUUCCCCGACUCUCUAGGCCUCCCGUUGGAACUGGCCUCCUGGGCGGGCCGGGGUCUUGAGGAGGACUCCUCCCGCUAUGCUAAUCUGUCGGACUCCAAGGAUUCAACAGCUGCCGUCAGGUGGACAGCCCGCGCCAAAGUCAAGCUGGCUGGCAUCAGCAGGAUGAGCAGAGGGAUUGUGUCAGAAAGUGCUUGGGAGGGGUUUAAAUAGAAGCCAUUUUACCUUCUAUGCCCCUCCCUCCUCACCAAUGUACCAUCAGUAAAGAGGAUGAAGACCUGAACCAAAUAUCUGCUCGUCUCUGUUAUCUAGUUCUGGAUGAAAACGGUGUUAAUGUCAACUGGUAUUGAGAUGCUGUUGUAAAGCCCUGAACAUAACACAUGAUGUUUGUCCCUUUUAUUUUAGCUUUGAAGACCUUCGAGACAAUAUAUGUCAGUUUUAUGAAUGGACUUUUUUUGGCUACUUUUAAAUCACUGGCAUAACUGUAAAUUACAACAAAUAAAAGCCUUAAACUACUGUACAGUUUUAACUGUGAUACCCACAGGCAUGCCGUUUAGACACUUUACAGUAUAUUGCCAAGAGUGAGUAGAGUGAUUUUCAUGUCAUUAUUGUGCCUGUCAGUGGUAGAGAAUCAAUACGAAUAUGCAAACCUGCUACUGAAGACUUGGUUUUCAGUUCCUUUCUGUCUAUGCAGUUACAGCAUCUGUAAUUUAUUCAUAAAAAAUGGGCUUAAAAUCUGUGCAAUCAUGAAUCAGUUUAUGAAACACGUUUGAUCUGGAAUAUCAGCGUGUUUGUAUGCGUGUGUGUGAACAAGAGGUAGAGGAGAGGAUAUGAGUUUUUUGAUAGACAGGCAUGCACAUUUGUACAAUAGAAUGAGAUUUGAAGUUCUGUUGUUGUGCUGGGAAUAUGCAGGGGGAAUAAAUCUAAGCAACCCCUACAGUGUCACAGAUUGAUACGUUUAAAUCCAAUGCUGAAUAUUUUUUUUAAUUUGUAAGGACAAGAUGACAAUGACAACUCAAACUCUGUGUAUACGUGUUUCUCGAGAAAAGCAGUGAAUCCAUGCACCUGUGAAGUGCCUUGUAUCAAUAGAAUGACGUGUUGCUGUACAUUUGAACUAGACCAAAAACUGAGCAAAAAAACGGCUGAGCUCAUCACAGUGUCUACGCAUGUGGGUCAACCCAGCAUGAAUUUUUGCUGCAUCAGCCAUUAAAGUGCUCAUAUUACGCUUUUCCCCUUUCCUUUAUUGUGUUAUAUAUCUUUUUUGUGCAUGUUAUAGGUUUAAAAAGUGAAAAAGCCCAAAGUCCACCCCAUCUCCAACAGAAAACACGGUUCACAAACUGCUCCAAACAGGUCUAUUGUAGUCCAGCCUUUACUUCUGCUGGUUACUUUGUAACACACGUUAUAAUGCUCGACUAGCUGCUAGCGUGGCACUCCCUCAUCCUCUGCUUCUUACAGUAAUGGCUAGUUGUCUUUUGCUAGCUACUGCGCAUGUGCAACUCCCCACAAAUAUUGAACAGAAGUGUGAUGCCUCACUCUGUAGCUAAAACAGAGAGCUCACCACACAGGGUGAAAAGAGGAGCUGCAGCAAUGUGCAGUACAACAAAAAUAUGGUGUUUAAAAUUAAACCAUAUUAACCUAUUCUGGUACAACCUCUAAAUAUAAUUAUGAACCUGAAAAUGAGCAUAAUAUGAACACUUUAAGAAAGUAAUUGGUUUCCAAUCACUAGAUGCUGUUAGCUUCACCAGCAGAAGCAAGUGUUUUUGCGCUGCGUUAUAUAAAAACCUGGUCUGUUUGUUAAUGCCAUUUGCAUAUCUGUAUAUUGUAUUGGACUGAGACAAUGAUUUUUCUUUAGGUGAAUGAGAAACGUCAUGCCACUGAUGUUUGCUUCUCUUCUUUUUCUCAGUUUUUAUUGGUUUGCUGAAUUUGUUUGAUACUGAAGUCUGUUUCAUUGCAGCCAGAAGUGAACACAGAUACAGGGCCACUUCCAGGGAUGCCCGUAUCCUGUAUUUAUUCACUAAACAGCUUGGUCACAUUUUCUCAAGCAGAAUAAAGAUCUAGUCUGAC
This is a messenger RNA of Perca fluviatilis (European perch), 2894 nucleotides long. RefSeq lists its product as uncharacterized. Lineage: Eukaryota; Metazoa; Chordata; Actinopteri; Perciformes; Percidae. Bases 339 to 1043 code for a protein of 234 amino acids. Gene Ontology annotation, cellular component: nucleus; cytosol. The record is from RefSeq and is a predicted model, not a curated record. Gene Ontology annotation, biological process: spermatogenesis. The transcript has 4 exons.